AUCAUCUUUACAAUGCUUUUCCUAACACAUUUCAUGGCUUGCACAUCCUCACCAGUCAUAAUUUUGGAAUUUCAUGGUUUUUGGAGAAAGAACUUGCAGAAAUAUAAUCCAUGUGCACAGUGCUUUGCAUUGCUGUGUCUGUUGUGCUGAGCUCUCCCCUGUGGCUGCUUUUUGGGGGCAAAUCCUGAGCUACUCUAAAUGGGUUUAUUUAUUAGAAUUGUUGCAAAGCUCAGAGUUGUUUUUUGGGGUGUUUUUUGUUGUUGUUGUUGUUCUUUUGGUUUGUUUUUUUUUGUUAUUUUUUCUUUUCUAGAAGGAAUUUUGGAAGAGCUUCCUUACAACCUCCAGAUGGACUCCCACAAUUUCCAGCACAUUCUGACCUGGCAGGCAAAACAUAACCCAGCUGUGCCAGCAUCCUACAACGUGCUGUACAAACACCACAGGAGCCAGAGCUGGAUGAGUGCUCAGCAGUGUGCAGGCACUGCCCAGCUCUCCUGUGAGCUGACAGAGGAUUUCAGGAACAUUUCCAGUGAAUAUUCUGCAUUUGUUCAGAGCGUUGGAGGAGCUCAGGUGCUCAAUUCUUCUGUGCUGCGUUUUGCACCACUCAGUCAGACAAUUCUAGGACCACCAGAAGUGAAUAUCACUUCCUGUCCAAACUGCAUCAAUGUCACCAUAAAGCUGCCAACCUCUCACUUCAGACACAAGGGAAAGCUGCAGUCUUUGAUUGACAUCUAUGAAGAGCUGGAUUAUGUCAUCACACUGAAAUCACAGGAUGGGGAGCAUAAGAGGUCACGGCAGAGAACCACUGAAGAAAUGUUCAGUACUGUCAUUGGAGAAUUGUAUCCCAGCAGGAAUUACUGUGUGUCCGUGGCCAUCACUGCAUCCCUGAACAAACAUUCCGUGCCCUCCCCCUGGAAAUGUGUCACUACAGCCUCAGAGGCUCAGAGACAAGAUUACCGUGAAGUUGCAGUGGCAGGUGCUGUUUGUGUUGCUCUGGUAAUUGCAGCAGUCCUGAAGUGUUUACAUGCAGCAGGUUUUAUUUUCCCGAAGAUUCCCCUUCCUCAGACCUUGGCAUGCAUCAGGAAGUUGGCUUAUUCAACUUGGGUGUCUGAGCCAGAAAGCCUGGCCUCCCUGGAGAUCAUCCCCAGAGAGGUGAAAAGCAAGGCCAGGGGCUGCACAGGCAGUGCCAGCGAUGACGGCGACAGCAGCGACAGCGACAGCAGCGACAGCGACAGCAGCGCCCUGUGUGACCACGACUACACGAGGCGAGCGGGGCCGGGCGGGGGCCGCGCCCCCCGGGGCUGUGCCACCCCCAGCGCCCUGGUGCCCUACUCGGUGAACAGCAGCAGCCAGGCUGGGGACACGCCAGCUGCCGAGCCACAGCAGUGCCAGGGACACGAGUGCCAGGGACACGGGGAGGACCCUGAAGAGGACGCAGACACGAGGAGUGAGUUGCUGAGCCCGCUCUCCGAGGGCAGCAGUGAGUGCUUCACCAUCGGCUUGCACACCGUGCUGCUGGGAGCCCUGGAGCAGGACGGGCACGGCUCUGCAGCUGCUGCCCCAGGCCGGGAGGAUGCAGGUGGCUGGCACUGCGAUCCUGCUCUGCAGGCAAAGCUGCUGGAGGACACGGGAAGUGAGCAGGAAGCACCUUGUUCUAAUGACUUCCAUGAGUGGCAAAACUCUUCCUCUUCUUCUGAGGAAAGCGAUUCCUUGGACUCGGACACAGAGCCUUUAACGGGGUACAUGAGGAGAUGAAGGGAGAACUGCUUACUUAUAACAGUAAUCAGUAUUGUCCACUUUUAUUUCUGCACUGAACGCACA
Molecule: messenger RNA, 1818 nt
Organism: Sturnus vulgaris (Common starling)
Lineage: Eukaryota; Metazoa; Chordata; Aves; Passeriformes; Sturnidae
Source: RefSeq, a predicted model, not a curated record